AUGGAGGAAGCAAAGACCCUCAUCAGGACCACUGUCCGCACCUUCUUCACCCACCCAAAGCAAAUCCUGAUCAUCGAUGCCCUCAUGUUGCAUUCCGUUUUGCACAUCGAAGACCUCGCCGUCCUUCUCUCGACACAGCCCAAGGACAUCCGCGCACUCAUCAAUCCCCUCAGAAAUGCUCGCCUACUCACUACUCAUUCUCGAGUUGAAGUCCGUGUCGGCACUCAACGAGGUGUCACUAGAGACUACUAUUACUGCCCGUUCCACCCAGCCAUCGACGCCAUCAAAUUCCGCAUCGCCAAGCUCCGCAAAAGAGUCAACGACCUAUACAAAGAAGACGAAACGAAACGGAAGGAUUGGCGAUGUCCUCGCUGCAAAGCCGAAUACGAAGAACUAGAUAUUCUGGAUAAGAUUGGCGACGAAGGAUUCUACUGCGACCGGUGCGGCGCCACCUUGGUUCAGAACAUGCAGGCCCUGAAAGAGAAAGGCUCACACGAGAAAAUCCUAAAACUCAACUCCCAGCUAAAGAAAUUUGACGACAUCGUCCACAAGAUAGACCAUAAAGACAUCCCAGAGAACGACUUCAUUUCAGCCUGGGAGCGUAAGAAGGAUGUUCCCCGGGAACGUGGUGGCAGAGAGCCUAAUCAGUAUAUGGAACUGAAACGAGACGACAAAAACGCAAAACGAGGACCGGAUAUGGUCAAGGUUGAGAAUUUGGCUGUCAAUUUGACGAGUGGCGCUGAGCAAGACCGUGAAGAAGCGGAGAAGAAAGAAGAGAGGCGACGUCUGCUGGCGAAACAGAAUCAGCUACCAGCCUGGCACACAUCGAGCGCAAUUGGGCUCAAUGGCUUGUCAAACUCGGUCAAAGCCGAAUCAAGUGACAUAAAUGGAUUGCUCAAAAAGGAGGAAGACCUCGAUGAGAAGAAGCCAGCUGAUCUGCUCAACGAUAUCUCUUCCUCAUCCGCGACAGCCCCUGCGACUACGACCAAUAUGCAGGACGAGGUUGCCGCAUACAUGGCCGAGAUGGAACGCGAGCGUGAAGAAGCAGAGAAACGUGCGAAGGAAGAAGACGAAGAGGACGAUGAGGAUUUUGAAUUUGAAGACGUGGUCGGCACAAGCGUGGUCGGCACACCUUCAAGCUUCUCACAGCCCACUUCGUCCAUGCAAGUUAGCAAUGGCAUCAAGCGCGAAUUCGAAGAUGACUCUAGCGACGCAAACACCCCGGCCAGCUUCGAUGUUAGAGACCGAGAUACGAAACGAGUGAAAUUUGAGAACGGCAUCAAUCCCUCCGGCGUUGGCAGCGUAGGUGCAAGCAUUAAAAGCGAGGGGCUUGGUCAUACGAACUUACCUGCAAGCAUCAAAGCUGAAGGUGAUGCAGAUUCAGAUGAAGAUGAGGACUUCGAAGAUGCUAUCUGA
Molecule: messenger RNA, 1416 nt
Organism: Exophiala aquamarina CBS 119918
Lineage: Eukaryota; Fungi; Ascomycota; Eurotiomycetes; Chaetothyriales; Herpotrichiellaceae
Exons: 1
Coding region: 1-1416 (471 amino acids)
Biological process (GO): transcription open complex formation at RNA polymerase II promoter; transcription initiation at RNA polymerase II promoter
Cellular component (GO): transcription factor TFIIE complex
Source: RefSeq, a predicted model, not a curated record